Molecule: messenger RNA, 909 nt
Organism: Anopheles gambiae (African malaria mosquito)
Lineage: Eukaryota; Metazoa; Arthropoda; Insecta; Diptera; Culicidae
Exons: 3
Coding region: 1-909 (302 amino acids)
Source: RefSeq, a predicted model, not a curated record
AUGACCAAGCGCGGGUUGAAUUGUGGUGGCUGCGAGCGGCAUAAUACCGUGAACGAUGUGGUGCUGUGCAACAAGUGCAAGAAGUGGUUCCACUACGGAUGUGUCGGCGUCACUGCAGGAAUAAUGUCCCAGGCGUGGUGGUGCGAUUUAUGUGCGAUUCAGGUGGAUAAGAGCGAAGCGAAGGAGAAGCGUCAUCCUAAGACACCUAUGGAAGCAAUCGCGAAGACGAGGAAGCCUGCUGAAAGCUGCGAUGGCGAAAACAAGGCCAACAGAGCAGCAUCAUGCGAGGGCGAUGCCUCGGCGUACAGGCUAUCCAUAGGAGUGGGACUGUCGACUUUGCUGUUCCUGAAAGGCGAGUCGAGGUUAACGGUCGGCACACAACGCACCGAUCUGAUGGCACCACAACAAAUACGCAGUAUCGGCGAUCCUACGGCUGAGGGAAACCGAUUAAGUAUAGCGGUUUACGGUGUCCCGGAAACCGGCGAUGUCGAUCCGGGAAUGUCCGAUGUCGAACGCGUGACCCCCGAAGAGCUGAAGGAGAUCGCACCUCAAAUGGCUACACGGAAAGCGCCAGGAUUGGACGGGAUCCCCAAUGCUACGGUGAAGGUCGCGAUUGAAAAGUACUCGGGGGUAUUCUGCCGUGUGUACCAGGACUGCCUCGACACUGGUACGUUUUCGCAACAGUGGAAACGGCAGCACUUGGUGCUGUUGCCUAAGCCUAAGUAUUUACCUGGCCCGGGGAAAGCAGCUCCUACGGAACGGCUAAUACUCAAUCGCCUCAACAAACACCUCGAGGACCCGGAUUCACCGCUGCUCUCGGACGCGCAGUAUGGCUUUCGUCGCGGACGAAAUCAUCCAUCAUUAGUGCUAUUGGAAGUAGUGAAGUCAACCAGCUUGGUGUACGGUUAG